CUUUGACAUUCGAUAAAUCUGGGGUAAGAUUAGCAUCUGGAUCUAAAGAUACUGAUCUAAUUAUUUGGGAUGUAGUCAGUGAAGUGGGGCUCUUUCGGAUGCGAGGUCAUAAAGAUCAAGUUACUGCAAUUCGGUUUCUCAGUAAACCAUCUUUAGAUGGUGUUAUCUCAGAAGACAUUUCUUCUCAUGGAUAUCUUCUUUCAUCUUCGAAGGAUACAUUUCUCAAAUUAUGGGAUUUAAGUACUCAACAUUGCAUGGAGACAAUAAUUGCACAUCGCAGUGAAAUAUGGGAUUUUGAUGAAAGUUAA
Scutellospora calospora is the source of this 308-nucleotide messenger RNA. Lineage: Eukaryota; Fungi; Glomeromycota; Glomeromycetes; Diversisporales; Gigasporaceae. The record is from the annotation of a GenBank genome assembly.